Molecule: messenger RNA, 2724 nt
Organism: Bradysia coprophila
Lineage: Eukaryota; Metazoa; Arthropoda; Insecta; Diptera; Sciaridae
Product: metallophosphoesterase 1 homolog
Biological process (GO): GPI anchor biosynthetic process
Molecular function (GO): hydrolase activity
Source: RefSeq, a predicted model, not a curated record
UUAUUUGCCAACAAGUGUUUUUGUUAUUGAAAUUUAUAGUCAUGCGUAACACUAGAUUGUUGAUACUUUUUACCACAAUAAUUGCUGUAAUUGUCUUCGUUGUCGUUACUUUUAAUGAGUUGAUUUUGAACGAGUUCUUCCUCAAUCACCACACAUUCGCCCAGUGUCAAUGGCCAUCGGAGUUAAGAAAUCCAUUGAAAGCAAUGAUUAUUGCCGACACACAUCUCGUAGGUCCAAUCAGUGGCUACUGGCCCGAUAUGAUAUUGCGUGAUUGGCAAAUGGGACGAGCGUACAAUACAGCAAUUUCAUUGCACCAACCCGACGUCGUUUUCAUAUUGGGUGACCUAUUCGAUGACGGCGAAUAUGUUGAUGGUAAAUACUUUCAAGGGAACUAUUUGACACGGUUCCAUCAGACAUUCCAGACACCAAAGCACAUUAAAGUGUUCAGCGCUGUGGGAAAUCAUGACAUCGGCUUUCACUACUCAUUGACUCCGUACUUUCUCCGUCGUUUCGAAACCGCAUUCACCGAAAGUGCUAACACAUUGUUUACAAUCAAAGACACUCAUUUCGUUCUACUGAAUUCGGUGACACUGGAACAGGACGGAUGUUCCCUUUGUGAAAAAGCCGAAGCAGAUAUUGCUGCAAUUUCAAAACGAUUAAACUGUGCGAAACAACAGAACCGCAACAGUAGCGAUUGUCGCAUGAUACCAGACAAGUUGCCCUUCUACUCGAAACCGGUUCUUUUGCAACAUUUCCCUACGUACCGGAAGUCGGACGAUGAAUGCGAGGAGCACGAUUCGUAUGAGGUGGAAAUUAAUAAAGAGAAAUGGGAUGUUCUGUCGGUGAAUGCAACCGACUUUCUGGGUAAACAAUUGGAUCCAAGUGUCGUAUUUUGUGGACAUACACAUCACUAUUGUCGUUCAUACAAUAAGUGGGGCAUAGAGGAGUACACGGCCGCUUCAUUUAACCGACGACAAAAGCGGAACCCCAGUUUUCUAUUGGUCGAGUUCUCUGGAGAAAAUUAUGCCGUUACAAAGUGCAAUAUGCCCAGCCGAACGAUUUCCGUUGUAAUUUACGUUAUUUGUUUUCUAGUCGCUAUCAUCUCAUUGUAUUACCUGAAAUACAGUAAACAUGCACGCAGGUUGAGGAUGAAUUCGAGUCGGAGGAGCUCUAUGUAUCCCUUAUAACAACGUGUCCCAACAUCUGUCAUUGGGAGUAUUUUUCAUCAGCAACGAAAACACAGCUUAUCGUACGAAUUGCUAAUGUGGACCCGAGGAAAUGGUUUCGCAACUCUACGAGAAAAUGCCACUUGUAAAUAUUCAGCGAAAAAUCGAUGAAACACGCAGAUGGUGUCACAUGAUUUUGAAUAGUCAGUGACCCGUCGGAGAUGCUUUACUGACAUAAUUGUUAACUUUGCCGGUCGCGUUUGAUAUAAACUAAAAUGUCACAAAGGCUUUAUUGAAGAAGAGGCGGGAGAUUUAAGGAGAAGGAGACAAGUGUAAUACACCGGUGAAUUAUCACCAGACUGAAAAUGUAAUUAUCGCCGAGAAUUAUACUUCGGGUAAUAAUCAGUCAAAACAUUUGGAGCAAAAAUUUUGGCACAAAUUCAAUGGGGUCGUUCGUUUGAGUCACAUUUUGUGAAAGGGAAAAAUUUAAUGGAGUCGUUCCCAGGCUGCAAAUAGUUGGGGUAGUAAUUCCUGGACGAAGACCAGAGUGAUAAAUUCAAUUUUUAUCAGUUCUGGGAAUCAUGUCCAGGAGGAAAAUACCCGUCACCUCAAAUGAUCCAUUAAUUAAUUUGGUUUUUCAUUUUUGAAAAUUUGUCACCUUAAAAAACACUUUAAUUCAAAGGCACAUCAAGUCUAAGUUUUAUAUGUUCAUUCUUAAGAUGCAAACGACAGCUUCUCACUUUUCUCGCUUUUAUUUUACUGAGCAAUGUAAUGUUAUACCAAGCCAUGGAGACUCACUCAUGACAGCCAAAAUUAAUUGGGGAACUUAGUCAAACGCAGACUAAUUUUUUGUUACAAAACCAGCUGUGACGAAAUGGUUGUAUAUCAAAUAACAAUCCACGGGCCAGUGCACUCUAAGGUAGAACAACAAUUCAUUUUUUGGAUACUUCUUAUUAAUCGCUCUACUUACCUAUAACUAAAAUCUAUUUAUAAUUCGGAACACUUGCGAUAUCGAAACAUACACAAAACUUACAUUACUCUAUCGCAAACAUUUGUUAUUAGCCCAAUAUCGCAGUUGUCGUUUUAUCUUGCCAUAUAGGUAGAUAGAGCGAUGAAAUAUCAAAAAAAAAGUUACAUAUCUGAGGCGUGAAAAUGACAAUUUUCACACCUCUGAACAGCGCAAUAAAAUUGUUCUCAAGUCUUUAUUGCAUUAAGACUUUCUCUGUUUGGGCGAAAAUAUUUUUUGACCUAUGUGGAGCUAGUUUCAUAAAAGCGAUUACCUAAGUGAGGGAUAAACUUGAUGUGAAUUGCUGGAAAUACGUUAGAAAUCUUACAAGUUUUAUCUUAAAGACUACUGGGGAAAAAUACUUUUGUUUUGACUUUGCUAAGUAAGUUCAUAUUAUUUGUGACAAAACUUUAUGUAUCUGAUAUUUAAGAGCGCGACCAGACUUAGCAUUCAUAAUAUCGCACACAUUUAACCCAUCCCAUCGAUUGAUUGUUAAUUGUUGAAUCAUUUGUAUAAAAACGAAAAUAAAUUGAGUUACAACAUUUUCUAUUA